Coccomyxa subellipsoidea C-169 is the source of this 1042-nucleotide messenger RNA. Its product is annotated as acyl-CoA N-acyltransferase. The record is from RefSeq and is a predicted model, not a curated record. The coding region runs from base 16 to 639 and encodes 207 amino acids. Gene Ontology annotation, molecular function: acyltransferase activity, transferring groups other than amino-acyl groups. The transcript has 3 exons. NCBI's taxonomy places the organism in Eukaryota, Viridiplantae, Chlorophyta, Trebouxiophyceae, Coccomyxaceae.
CGUCAACUUACAAAUAUGGCCAACGGCGACAUUAACACCAACGGUUACACGCUCCGAGUGGCGCGCACAGCCCAGGAUUUCCAGUCGUUCCGGGAGAUCGUGCUGGACUUCCACCAUUUUCUGAAUGUUGAUCUCAGCUUUCAGAACUUCGAGGGGGAGAUGGCAGGGCUCCCCGGUUGCUAUGCUCAACCUGAUGGAGCCAUACUCAUCGCCUCGGUGAUGACAGAGUCAGGGUCCCGAGAUGCAGGUGCAGUUGCUGUGAGGCCACUGCCCGAGAAGGCCAAAUCCUGGCAGAGCAUAGCAGCAGCAGCAGCUGCUGCAGAAGACUCAGGUACCAGCAACGCAGGGGAGAAUGGCUCAGACGGUGAGGUCUCUCAAGGGUGGCAUGGCCGUAUCUGUGAGAUGAAGCGCUUGUAUGUGAGGCCUGAGUUCCGGGGGUUGCAACUGGGAAGGGUCCUGUGCGAGGAGCUUAUCAGGUUGAGCAGGGAGAUGGGCUAUGAUGAGAUGGUGUUGGACACUCUGGACAGGCUUAAGAGCGCUGGAAGGACAUAUGAGAAUUUGGGCUUUGAGCAGUGUGGGCCAUAUUAUCACAACCCUCACCCUGGUGUCAUUUACUGGCGGAAGAGUCUGAAGAUCUGACAGCAGUGCAGUUGAGCAUCGUGGACAAAUUGACAAAAUCGUGCUUUGGAGCUGUUCAACCAGCUGUCAAUUUCGGCCUUUUGAUGCCGAUAUGUGGUUUUGAAGCUGCAUACGGUAAGUCCUGCUGCAUCAAUAUUUCUCGCAAGUUCUUUAGUAUUGCAUGUGAAUCCGAGCUUCCAGUAUUGGGAAGAAGAUGCCGCAUUGCGCAGAUCCAUGAAUUAGUUGCUUUGAUGGAACAAACAUUAGCGACCCUUGGAUGCACAUUUGCAUCCAUGCCAUUAUUUUCUUGCAACUGAGAGAUGGCAGCAGCUCAGCUGCAGCAUUUAGACACACUGUUGGCAACCUGCCCAUCCAUGGCCAAUUCAAAGCUUAAAUCGGGCGGUUUGUGUUAACAACUUGACGC